AUGGCGCUUAAGGAUGUGCGGGAGGUAAAGGAGGAGAACACCCUGAAUGAGAAGCUUUUCUUGCUGGCGUGCGACAAGGGUGACUAUUAUAUGGUUAAAAAGAUUUUGGAGGAAAGCAGUUCAGGUGACUUGAACAUAAAUUGCGUAGAUGUGCUUGGGAGAAAUGCUGUUACAAUAACUAUUGAAAAUGAAAAUUUGGAUAUACUACAGCUACUUUUGGACUACGGUUGUCAGAAACUAAUGGAGCAGAUUCAGAAUCCUGAGUAUUCAACAACUAUGGACAUUGCACCUGUCAUUUUAGCUGCUCAUCAUAACAACUAUGAAAUUCUUACAAUGCUGUUAAAACAGGAUGUGUCUCUACCUAAGCCCCAUGCAGUUGGCUGUGAAUGCACAUUGUGUUCUGCAAAAAACAAAAAGGACAGCCUCCGACAUUCCAGGUUUCGUCUUGAUAUAUAUCGUUGUUUGGCCAGCCCAGCUCUAAUAAUGUUAACAGAGGAAGAUCCAAUUCUGAGAGCAUUUGAACUUAGUGCUGAUUUAAAAGAACUAAGCCUUGUGGAGGUGGAAUUCAGGAACGAUUAUGAGGAACUAGCCCAGCAAUGUAAAAUGUUUGCUAAAGAUUUGCUUGCACAAGCCCGGAAUUCACGUGAAUUGGAAGUUAUUCUAAACCAUACAUCUAGUGAUGAGCCUCUUGACAAACGAGGAUUAUUAGAAGAAAGAAUGAAUCUAAGUCGUCUAAAACUUGCUAUCAAAUAUAACCAAAAGGAGUUUGUCUCCCAGUCUAACUGCCAACAGUUUUUGAACACUGUUUGGUUUGGACAGAUGUCAGGUUACCGACGUAAGCCUACCUGUAAGAAGAUAUUGACUGUUUUAACAGUUGGCAUCUUGUGGCCACUUUUGUCACUUUGCUAUUUGAUAGCUCCCAAAUCUCAAUUUGGCAGAAUCAUUCAUACACCCUUUAUGAAAUUUAUUAUUCAUGGAGCAUCAUAUUUCACAUUCUUGCUGUUACUAAACCUAUAUUCUCUUGUCUACAAUGAGGAUAAGAAAAACACUAUGGGACCAGCCCUUGAAAGAAUAGACUAUCUUCUUAUACUGUGGAUUAUUGGGAUGAUUUGGUCAGACAUUAAAAGACUCUGGUAUGAAGGGUUGGAAGAUUUUUUAGAAGAAUCUCGUAAUCAACUCAGUUUUGUCAUGAAUUCUCUUUAUUUGGCAACCUUUGCCCUGAAAGUGGUUGCUCACAACAAGUUUCAUGACUUCGCUGAUCGGAAAGAUUGGGAUGCAUUUCAUCCUACAUUGGUGGCAGAAGGGCUGUUUGCAUUUGCAAAUGUUCUGAGUUAUCUUCGGCUCUUUUUCAUGUAUACAACAAGCUCUAUCUUGGGUCCAUUACAGAUUUCAAUGGGACAGAUGCUUCAAGAUUUUGGAAAAUUUCUUGGGAUGUUCCUUCUUGUUUUGUUUUCAUUCACAAUUGGAUUGACACAACUGUAUGAUAAAGGCUAUACUCCAAAAGAGCAGAAGGACUGUGUGGGCAUCUUUUGUGAGCAGCAGAGCAACGACACCUUCCAUUCGUUCUUUGGCACUUGCUUUGCUUUGUUCUGGUAUAUUUUCUCCUUAGCACAUGUGGCAAUCUUUGUCACAAGAUUCAGCUACGGAGAAGAAUUACAGUCCUUUGUGGGAGCUGUCAUUGUUGGCACGUACAACGUGGUGGUUGUGAUUGUGCUCACCAAGCUGCUAGUGGCAAUGCUGCACAAGAGCUUUCAGUUGAUAGCAAAUCAUGAAGACAAAGAAUGGAAGUUUGCCCGCGCAAAGUUGUGGCUUAGUUACUUUGAUGACAAAUGUACAUUACCCCCACCUUUCAACAUCAUUCCUUCACCAAAAACCAUCUGCUACAUGAUUAGUAGCCUCAGUAAAUGGAUUUGCUCUCAUACAUCAAAAGGCAGGGUUAAACGGCAAAACAGUCUAAAGGAAUGGAGAAAUUUGAAACAAAAGAGAGAUGAAAACUACCAAAAAGUGAUGUGCUGCUUGGUACAUCGUUACUUGACUUCCAUGAGACAGAAGAUGCAAAGCACAGAUCAGGCAACUGUAGAAAAUCUAAAUGAACUGCGCCAAGAUCUGUCAAAAUUCCAAAAUGAGAUAAGGGAUUUACUUGGCUUUCGAACUUCUAAAUAUGCUAUGUUUUAUCCAAGGAACUAA
This is a messenger RNA of Pipistrellus nathusii (Nathusius's pipistrelle), 2187 nucleotides long. Lineage: Eukaryota; Metazoa; Chordata; Mammalia; Chiroptera; Vespertilionidae. The record is from the annotation of a GenBank genome assembly.